AUGGGGGGAAACAGCUGUACUGAUUCCAUCCAUUGCAUUUCACAGGCCCAAAUGCUGCAGGACAGCGUCCGCACAGGCGUGUAUCAGAAUGCGCUCCUUGCCCACUCUGAGGAGCACUUCAAAGACAAGGUGGUCAUGGACGUGGGAGCUGGCAAUGGCAUCCUCUCCCUCUUCGCGAUCCAGUCGGGAGCACGCAAGGUCUUCGCAGUGGAAGCAAGCAACAUGGUACAGCAUCUCGACACUCUAGUACGUGCCGCUCAAGGUACCUUGCCUACUGGCAAGGACGGCGUUGACGAUGACAUGCAGUGGUACCUCGAGGGUCAAGGCUUCGACGCGAGGGCGCAUGCCAAGAGGAAGACGAAUGCGUGGAUUGGCGACAAGCUCGUGCCAGUGCAUUCCAAGAUCGAGGAUGUCAAAAGCGACAAGCUACAGGGACAUGAAAAGGUCGACACAAUCGUCUCGGAGUGCUUGGGAGUGCUGCUUGUGCACGAGCGAAUGUGCGAAUCCUUCCUCGACGCCCGUGAUCGUUUCCUCAAGCCAGGCGGGGCACUCUUCCCCUCGAGCGGCACCAUCUGCUUUGCCCCGAUAGAAGACAAGCCAAUCUGGGACGAGGUAGCAACAAAGGCCCGCUUCUGGCAGCAGGCCCACUUCUACGGCGUAGACCUGCACCCCUUCUUCGCCUCUGCAUGGCGCGAGGCAUUCUCCAGCCCCGUGGUGGGGUGCUUCAACCCCAACACCGUGCUCGCAAGCCCAGUGGAGCACGUCGUCGAUUUCAUGACGGUGAGCAUGGAGGGUAUCAGGAAAUUUGAGGUGCCGCUUGAUUGGACGAUGCGCAAUACCGGAUUGGUACACGGAGUCGGGGGUUGGUUUGACUUGUGGUUCAUGCCGCCGGAGGAGGACAAGGACUCAGAUGCAACAGAGGAUGCAGCCCCAAACGCAUCGAAGAUGGAAGAGGACAGCGAUGAGCCAUACGCUGGUCUCUCGGUCAACGCCCCACCCUUUCAGCCCACUGCCUCAUCGCUGGCAAAUGGCAGCCUCGACGCGCAGACGGCUGCCCUUCUUUCAGCCGCGGCUGGUACAUCUUCCAGCGCAAACAGCGUCUCAACAUUCAUGACCACGUCACCCUACGCCACUCCGACUCAUUGGCAGCAAGCUCGCCUCCUCUUUCCUGAGCCCUUGGCCGUCAAUCGGGGGCAACGGAUCGUGGGUAGCAUGCAGUUCGCGGUGAAUGAGAACAGGAGUUAUGACAUUGACGCGGAGGUUAGAGUGGUAGACACCGUUGAUCCGGAGCAGGAGAAGAAGAAGGAAAGUGGAGAGAGAGAUCGAGCUACAACGAGGCGGUUCCGAUGGCAUCUUGAUAGACAGUACUAUAGCUUUACGACGAGUAAUGCUGGGCAGCCGCCGAAUGCUACGGGAGCUUACGCUACGGCGUGA
Molecule: messenger RNA, 1434 nt
Organism: Jaminaea rosea
Lineage: Eukaryota; Fungi; Basidiomycota; Exobasidiomycetes; Microstromatales
Product: S-adenosyl-L-methionine-dependent methyltransferase
Exons: 3
Coding region: 1-1434 (477 amino acids)
Biological process (GO): peptidyl-arginine methylation
Molecular function (GO): protein-arginine N-methyltransferase activity
Source: RefSeq, a predicted model, not a curated record